AUGAGCUGUCAGAUCUCCUACCAGUCUCGAGGAAGAGGAGGAGGUGGAGGAGGAUUCCGGGGCUUCAGUAGCGGCUCGGCCGUGGUCUCCGGUCGAAGCCGGCUAUUAGGAACCAGCUCCUCCUGCUUGAGCCGUCAUGGUGGUGGCAGCGGGGGCUUUGGCGGAGGCGGAUUCGGCGGAGGUGGCUUCAGCAGUCGGAGUCUCAUUAACCUUGGAGGGUCCAGGAGCACCUCCAUUAGCGUGUCUGGAGGAGGUGGAAGCUUUGGCUCCUAUGGAGGAUUUGGUGGCAGAGGAAGUGGCUUUGGAGGCGGCCUCGGCGUUGGAGGAGGCAGUUUUGGUGGAGGCCGCUUUGGAGGUGGUGGUGGCUUUGGAGGUUUUGGGGGUCCUGGUGGCUUCGGGGGUCCUGGUGGCUUCGGCCCUGGAGGAUUCCCUGGUGGAGGUAUCCACGAAGUGUCUAUCAACCAGAGCCUCCUGCAGCCUCUCAAUGUGAAAGUUGACCCGGAGAUACAGAACGUGAAGUCUCAGGAGCGGGAGCAGAUCAAAGCUCUCAACAACAAAUUUGCCACCUUCAUCGACAAGGUGCGAUUCCUGGAGCAGCAGAACCAGGUGCUGCGGACCAAAUGGGAACUGCUACAACAAAUCGAUGUGGGCACCCGUACCACCAACCUGGAACCCCUCUUCCAGGGGUACAUCAGCCAACUUCAGAGUCAUUUGGACAAGCUUUCUUCAGAAAGAAUGUCACAAGAGUCAGAGCUGAACAACAUGCAGGAUCUUCUUGAGGAUUUUAAGAAGAAGUAUGAGGAUGAAGUCAACAAGCGCACAGCUGCUGAGAACGAGUUUGUGACACUUAAAAAGGAUGUGGACCAUGCCUACACGAACAAGGUGGAGCUGCAGGCCAAGGUGGACUUGCUGAGACAGGAAGUGGAGUUCACAAAAAUGCUCUUUGACGCAGAGCUGUCCCAGAUGCAACAGAGUGUCACCGACACCACCGUCAUCCUGUCCAUGGACAACAGCCGCAGCCUUGACUUGGACAGCAUUAUCGCUGAGGUCCGGGCCCAGUACGAGGAGAUUGCCCAGAGGAGCAAGGCCGAGGCCGAGGAGGCGUACCACAGCAAGUAUGAGGAGCUCAGGAUAACUGCUGGAAAGCAUGGAGACAGCCUGAAGGAGGUCAAGAUGGAGAUCAGCGAGCUGAACCGCAUGAUCCAGAGGCUGCAAGGCGAGAUCGCACAAGUGAAGAAGCAGUGUAAGAAGGUACAAGAAUCCAUUGCAGAUGCUGAGCAGCGGGGAGAGAAUGCCCUCAAAGACGCCCAGAGCAAGCUGAGUGAUCUGGAAGAGGCUCUGCAAAAAGCCCGUGAAGACCUGGCCCGGCUGCUGCGUGACUACCAGGACCUGAUGAACACCAAGCUGUCCCUGGAUGUGGAGAUUGCCACCUACCGCAAGCUGCUGGAGGGCGAGGAGUGCAGGAUGUCUGGAGACCUCAGCAGCAACGUGACUGUGUCUGUGACGAGCAGCAGCAUUUCCUCAAGCGUGGCCGCCAGGGCUGGCUUUGGAGGUUAUGGUUCUGGAGGUAGAGGGUCCAGUUCUGGAGGCGGAUUCAGCUCUGGAAGCAGCAGUUACAGCUCUGGAGGCAGACGAUCUGGUUCCAGAAGUGGCGGUGGAGGGAGCUACGGCUCUGGAGGUGGCUCUCGAGGAGGCUCUAGUUUCGGAGGAGGAUACAGUUCUGGAGGGAAACACAGCUCUGGAGGCGGCGCCAGAGGAGGGUCCAGCUCUGGAGGGGGCGCUUAUGGCUCUGAGAGGGGUGCUUCUGGCUCAUCUGAAGGCGGCAGUUCCAGCGUGACCUUCUCAUUCAGAUAA
This is a messenger RNA of Budorcas taxicolor (takin), 1854 nucleotides long. RefSeq names its product keratin 2 (gene KRT2). The coding region runs from base 1 to 1854 and encodes 617 amino acids. Gene Ontology annotation, cellular component: keratin filament. The record is from RefSeq and is a predicted model, not a curated record. Gene Ontology annotation, biological process: keratinization; intermediate filament organization. Gene Ontology annotation, molecular function: structural constituent of skin epidermis. NCBI's taxonomy places the organism in Eukaryota, Metazoa, Chordata, Mammalia, Artiodactyla, Bovidae. The transcript has 9 exons.